Acanthochromis polyacanthus (spiny chromis) is the source of this 1096-nucleotide messenger RNA. RefSeq names its product myosin light chain 4-like. The transcript has a single exon. Gene Ontology annotation, cellular component: myosin II complex. The record is from RefSeq and is a predicted model, not a curated record. Gene Ontology annotation, molecular function: calcium ion binding. Bases 216 to 806 code for a protein of 196 amino acids. NCBI's taxonomy places the organism in Eukaryota, Metazoa, Chordata, Actinopteri, Pomacentridae.
GGCUUAAAGCCGCCCUGAAGUGUUACUAUUUUAGUUGGUUCCAGUUAGAGCCUGUACGUUUCUGGAAGGUUCUUAUCUUCAGUCUCUUAUCGUGGAACAGUUCUAUUCCUGGUUCCUUCCAUCUUUGGUCAGCUGUUCUCUCUCUCCGCCGUCAUUUCUUCCCUCUGGCAGCUAUAAAUCAGGAACAUUCUCCGUUGCUGCCGUUCUGCAGCAUCAUGGCUCCGAAGAAGGUGGAACCCAAGAAGACAGAGGUGAAGAAGGUUGAAGCGAAGAAGGAAGAACCUCCUCCUCCCAAACCCGCAGAACCGGAGUCCAAACCCCCGGAGGUGGACCUGAAGAGCGUGGUCAUCGAGUUCUCUGCCGACCAGUUGGAGGAGUUCAGAGACGCCUUCACGCUGUUCGACGAGACACCAGCCGGCGAGAUGAAGAUCACUUUCGCUCAGUGUGGAGACGUGAUGCGAGCGCUGGGCCACAACCCUACCAACGAUGAGGUCCUGAAGCUGCUGGGACGGCCCAAACCCGAGGAGAUGCACGUCAAGCUGCUGGACUUCGACUCCUUCCUGCCCAUGCUGCAGCACGUGGCCCGGUCCAAGGAGCAGGGAACCUUCGAGGACUUUGUGGAGGGUCUGAGGGUGUUCGACAAGGAGGGCAACGGCACGGUGAUGGGAGCGGAGCUCCGGCACGUCCUCGCCACGCUGGGAGAGAAGAUGACGGAGGACGAGGUGGACCGUCUCAUGGUGGGACAGGAGGACGCCAACGGACACAUCAACUACACCGAGUUCGUCAAACACAUCCUGGCCGGAUAGCAAUCAUCAGAGUAAGGAACGUCUCCACGGUUCUGAAGGAAACAUCUCCAUCCAGUCUGUCCAGACCUUCAGCAGAUAAAUCACCGGUCCAUCCUCAGAGCUUCAGGAGAACGCACCAGACUGUUCUCUGGUUCUUGAAGACUGAAAGUGGAACGUGUUGCUCUUCCUGAAGCUCUGAGGAUCGUUUCUGAUGCUGCUGCUGUUGAAGGACAAGAAGUUUAGUUUCUCAGUGUAGCAGGAGAAUAGUUCUAACCGUGUUCUCAUGUGAAAACAUCAUGUUUUAUCAAUAA